This is a messenger RNA of Uncinocarpus reesii 1704, 3072 nucleotides long. RefSeq lists its product as uncharacterized. Gene Ontology annotation, molecular function: mannose-ethanolamine phosphotransferase activity. The record is from RefSeq and is a predicted model, not a curated record. Gene Ontology annotation, cellular component: endoplasmic reticulum membrane. Bases 1 to 3072 code for a protein of 1023 amino acids. Gene Ontology annotation, biological process: GPI anchor biosynthetic process. NCBI's taxonomy places the organism in Eukaryota, Fungi, Ascomycota, Eurotiomycetes, Onygenales, Onygenaceae. The transcript has 4 exons.
AUGGCUCGUCUUGGUCGCGUAGGGUUCUUGACCCUGGCUAUCGUUUUCCAUUUGAUUUACACCUAUUCGAUCUUCGAUAUCUAUUUCGUUAGUCCAAUUGUGAGUGGCAUGCGCGCCUAUGGCGUAGAACGCGACCCGGGAGCCAAAGCACCCGCGAAACGACUGUUCCUCUUCGUCGGCGACGGGCUACGUGCAGACAAAGCAUUCCAGUCCUUCCCCGAUCCUUCUCCGCCUCCAGAGGCAUGUCCUGAUGUUUCCAAUUGUGACGAGGAAUACCUCAAGCCGAAGCCACUUGCCCCGUUUAUCCGUUCGCGCGUCCUCCACCACGGUACAUUCGGCGUGUCACACACCCGCGUUCCAACGGAGUCGAGACCGGGCCACGUUGCGCUCAUUGCGGGGCUGUAUGAGGACGUUUCGGCGGUGACUACAGGAUGGAAGUUAAAUCCAGUCAAUUUCGACAGUGUCUUCAAUCGCAGCAGGCAUACUUGGAGUUGGGGGAGCCCCGAUAUUCUCCCCAUGUUUAAGGAGGGUGCGGUUCCCGGAAGGAUUGAUGCGGAGACAUAUGGAGAUGAAGCCGAAGAUUUCACGCAGGAUGCGACGCAACUGGAUAUAUGGGUGUUUGAUAAAGUCAAGGCGCUGUUCGCGAGAGCACGGGAAGAUGCGGCGUUGAAUGCGAGAUUGAGAGAGGAUAAGGUAGUAUUUUUUCUGCACCUGUUAGGUUUGGAUACUUCUGGGCACUUCCAUCGGCCAUACUCGAAGGAAUAUCUACAUAAUAUCAAAGUUGUGGAUCAAGGAGUGCGUGAGAUCGCGGAGUUGGUGGAGGGCUUCUAUGGCGACGAUGAAACCGCUUUUGUUUUUACAGCCGAUCAUGGCAUGAGUGAUUGGGGCAGUCACGGUGAUGGGCACCCGGAUAAUACCCGUACGCCGCUCGUUGCCUGGGGCUCCGGGGUCGCCAGACCGAAAACUUCUCACUGGGGCACCGCUUCUGGACACGAGGAUGGUUUCUCUUCGGACUGGAAUUUAGAUCAUGUUCAAAGACAUGACGUUGCGCAGGCCGAUGUAGCUGCCCUCAUGGCGUAUCUGGUCGGCUUGGAAUUUCCCGUCAACUCUGUUGGGAAAUUACCCCUUGAUUAUAUUGAUGGUACCCCUAAGGAAAAGGCUAAAGCAGCCCUAGCCAACGUGCAAGGAGUGCUCGAAAUGUAUCAUGUGAAAGAGGAGCAGAAGAGGUCUUCCACGCUGCGGUACCAGCCAUAUGGGCCGUUUGCAGAGUCCGACCGUUCGCCAGAUGCUCAAAUCUCCGCAAUACAGGAGUUGAUUGCUCGAAAGAAAUAUGAGGAUGCAAUUGCUCGUUCCUCGGAACUUCUGGAGGAAGCAUUGGGCGGAUUCCGCUACCUGCAAACUUAUGACUGGCUAUUUUUACGGGCCAUUGUCACCGCCGGAUAUCUAGGAUGGAUUGCUUACGCUUUGAUCACCGUCAUAGAUCUUCAUGUUCUACACGAAUCCUCCCAACCCGUCCGGACGACCCUCAGCAUGAUGGUAUUUUCCUCGUGCCUGAUCGGUCUAUACUCUGUAUUAUGGGUGCAGAAGUCGUCCUGGCGGUAUUAUGCUUAUGCCAUCUUCCCAGUGUUUUUCUGGGAAGAAGUGGUUUCCAAACGACGAGCGCUCAACGCUGGGCGGCAGAUUCUCUUCAGCCAUAUUCAGUCAUUUUCAGGUUAUUUUCUGCUCGCUUUACAACUCGUGGUAUAUGUCGGAAUCCUACAGGCCUUGGUUCAAUCCUAUUUUCACCGAGAAAUUUACACUGCCUGCUACCUGAUUGCGGGUUUCUGGCCGGUCUUUUAUGGCUUCAGCUUUUUAUCGCGCAAUAAACUCCUCGUAGCGACUUGGUUCGUAGGAUGCGGGUUAUUGAGUGUUUUCACUCUACUCCCAGUCCUCAAAACCGAAGACUCCAACAUGAUCACUACUGGAGGCGCACUCAUGCUUGCGACGGGACUCCUUUAUUUGGUAUUUGAGGAUAGCCUUACUACUCAAUCAGAGAAUGGGACCCGAAAAUCCUCGUCCAACGCCGCUCGCGUUAUCAUGGGUAUCCAACUCGGGGUGAUUCUACUUACCAUGAUUAUUACAAGGUCAAGCAUUACGGCUCUACAGGCGAAAAAAGGCCUGCCACUAGGAAACCAGGUGAUGGGUUGGGUUGCAAUGGUCUCUUCCCUUCUAUUGCCUUUGAUUCAUAGACUCUAUCCCAAUAGCCACUAUCUUCAUCGGCUAGUCAUAAUCUUCCUUACUUUCUCUCCAACCUUCAUUAUCCUCACCAUCUCUUACGAAGGGCUCUUUUAUUUUACCUUUUGCGUAUCACUCCUUACAUGGGUACGACUCGAGCACAGGAUAUACGAGCAUACUUUGAGUUCGACCACCUCCUCUACCGGCCCUGAAAAUGAUGCGAACGAGGAAACGAGAACUCGUGACGGGACACCCUACACGAUGCAAACUUUCAAAAACGCUUACCGCAGCUUAACCCUCUCUGACGCCCGCAUUGCGCUCUUUUUCCUCUUCCUCCUCCAAUCUGCCUUCUUCAGCACCGGCAACAUCGCAUCCAUCUCCUCCUUUUCCCUCGAAAGCGUCUGUCGACUCAUCCCCGUCUUCAACCCAUUCGCCCAGACCGCACUCCUCAUUUUCAAGAUCUUAAUACCAUUCGCUGUGAUCAGCGCGAAUCUGGGCGUCCUAAAUCACCGGCUUGGCGUUGCUCCGUCCGCUCUAUUUAUGAUUGUGAUGGCGAUUAGCGACGUCAUGACGCUAAACUUCUUCUACAUGGUUCGCGACGAGGGUAGCUGGCUUGACAUUGGGACGACGAUUAGUCACUUUUGUAUUGCCAGCGGAAUGUCUGUUUUUGUGGCCGGCUUGGAGUUUUUGAGCGAAGUGUUUAUAUCGGGUAUUGAGUUUGAGAAGGAAGUCAGCGGCGGAGAGACUGCGUACGUCCCGUCAGAGGGAAACGGUAAGGCGCCUACGACUUCCAACGGGGAGACACACGCCUCAGUCCAGAAUGGCGUUGGUGACGGUAUAAAAAAGGUGGCUAAUUAA